Messenger RNA from Penicillium roqueforti, 1740 nucleotides. RefSeq lists its product as uncharacterized. Gene Ontology annotation, cellular component: membrane. Bases 1 to 1740 code for a protein of 579 amino acids. The record is from RefSeq and is a predicted model, not a curated record. Gene Ontology annotation, biological process: transmembrane transport. Gene Ontology annotation, molecular function: transmembrane transporter activity. NCBI's taxonomy places the organism in Eukaryota, Fungi, Ascomycota, Eurotiomycetes, Eurotiales, Aspergillaceae. The transcript has 4 exons.
AUGGCAGACCUUCAUCCCUCCGCCGCGGGGAAUAAUGCAUCUUCCACUAGCUCCAGCACAUCCUCAAACCCACGAUUCACUCCAGUUUCUUAUACCUCAGACGAAGAAAACCCAGUGCCAGGGACUGCAGAAUCACCCGUAGGCUCAUUGCGACUGCAGACCAACUUCGAUGACCACCAAGACGUUGGCGACCCUCUAUCCGAUUUCGAGAACGACGGCAACUAUAACACAAGUGAGGAACGAGAGGGCAAGAUUCCACGCGGCGGCUUGGGUCCGAGAUAUACACCGGAGGAGGAGAGCGAGGUAGUGAGGAGAUUUGACCGAAGGCUCGUCCCGUUUCUGGCACUUCUCUACUUGCUCUCCUUCUUGGACCGCUCCAACAUUGGAAAUGCAAAGAUAGCAGGACUCCAAGACGAUCUACAACUUUCAUCUUCGCAAUAUGAAUGGCUACUUACUGCUUUUUACAUUACCUACAUUCUCUUCGAAUGGAUGACGCUGAUGUACCGUGUUGUUCCCCCGCAUAUUUAUAUAUCCCUAUGUGUAUGUGGAUGGGGACUAGUCGCAUCAUUUCAGUGUCUAGCUACUUCCUUUGGGGGCCUGGUCGUUCUCCGGGCAUUGCUUGGAAUCACCGAGGCGGCUUUUGGCCCCGGUGUUCCGUUUUACCUGUCUUUGUUCUAUCGCAGACAUGAGCUGGCUUUCCGCAAUGGAUUGUUUAUCUCAGCGGCACCGCUCGCAACAUCUUUUGCGAGUAGUUUGGCCUACUUGAUUGUCAGGUUCAGCAGUGACGGCCCGAUCUCACCGUGGCGAACUCUCUUCCUCGUGGAGGGGUUCCCGAGUGUAAUUGUUGCGGUAUUUGCUUGGUUUCUGAUUCCGGACUCUCCUGGUCGGGCUCGAUUCCUGAGUCGCCGACAAAGGGUGGUAGCUCAGCAGCGUCUCGAAGAGAGCAAAACCGACUAUAAGCAAUCGUAUGGGAGUCAAUUUAACUGGCGAGAAAUCCUGAAAACUGCAGCGGACCCCAAGGCUUAUAUUGCUGCCUUUAUGUUUUUCAGUUGCAACGUUGCUUUCAGCUCAAUGCCUGUCUUUUUGCCUACUAUCAUCAAAGAUAUGGGAUACUCCUCCUUACAAGCCCAAGCCCUCUCAGCACCUCCCUAUCUCGUUGCCUUUGUUGUAGUCCUCCUCACUGCAUACGCCUCAGAUCGCAGCCGCUCCCGAAGCCCAUACCUAAUAGCGCACGCUCUCAUCUCCUCACUCGCUUACUUAGCGAUCGCAGCAACUGGUUAUUUCCACUCCGGGCUGUCACCAUGGCUUCACACAUUCAUCCGCUACAUCUGCGUCUACCCCGCCACGGCGGGGUUCUUUUCCGCAAUCACCAUCAUCAUUACAUGGGCAAUGGAUAACCGUGUCGAAAAGGAAGGCAAGGGCGCAAGCAUUGCCAUUCUCAAUAUCAUCAGACAAUGUGGACCCCUGCUCGGGACGAGACUGUAUCCCGAGACUGACGGGCCGUGGUAUAUUCGGGGCAUGGCUACGUGUUCGUUUUUCAUGUUUGUUGUUGCUAUAUUGGCGGUGGUACUGCGGGUUCUUCUACAGAGGAUGAAUCGGGCGGUUGCGGAAACGACCUAUAAUAUUGCACAGGCUGGCCCUGUUGAUCAGGGUGAGGAGCGGGAUGUGCUCAUGGGAGGUGGGAGGAGGGAUGAUUUGGAGAAUUCCACUGGGGAUAGAAGGCUUGUAUAUAUCAUAUAG